AACAGUUAUGUAUUUCCAGUAGAACAACAGCUCAAUCAAAAAUAUUUUCGACGAAACGCCCCGUGUAAUUAAUUUCAUUAAAAUAAAAAGUUUCAUGAUUAAAUUCCUUUAGGAAACUUAUUAAUUAAGGGGAGAAGUGUUCUUUAUUACCUCUACCUUCUGUGUUAAGUGAAUUUCUGUCCUAUCCUUCUUCUGUGGAGUAAUUUGGGGCGCAACAUAAUCAAAUGAGAUAUCAAUGCGAUCGUCUGUGAGCUACAUCCUGUCUCACGCGCCUGGGGAGUCGGUGAUGUCGCACCCGGACUACUCGCAGCAAGCCCAGCACCAUGCGUGCCUGCUGGUGCUCGUCAAGGGCAUCGGCGGCAUGCUGAAGAACUUCAACAAACUGUGGGAACGAAUACAAAAGGUCAACAACAUCAAAGUUACUGACUCUUCUGGGCAAGUGCGUGAUAUCUGGGUCAGAUAUGUUCGAGACUAUCCUGUGGAGAAUAAUGAUUGGGGUGACUUCCAAACUCACAGGAGACUACUAGGCUUAAUAACUUUAAGCAAGUUUACCAACCAAGUGGAGCUGAAUGAGGUCUGUCGAGUCCAUGAGUCCCUUAAGGUGAAGUACUCUAACACACUGUAUGACUCGAGGGCAUUCAUGUUUGGGCCCAUCAGCAAGAAGCCUGAGCAAGAGCCUGAGACCUACAGCAUCUAUGAGGAUGAUAAGGAAUCUAAAGAAGGUGGCAGUUUUAGUGAUAGGACUUCCGUCCCCAGUGAACAGCCAGACAGCUUAUCAUCAUCAGAAAGUUUCCCUCGAUCUUCCUCGUCAGUCCAAGAGGAAAACUUCACAACCCCUUCUAACUUCAAAACCCAUGCAAUGUUCUACAGUGAAAAUGACCCAGUACCCGAUCUAGAACAGAAUGUAGCUGAUUUGAUCAACUCUCUGUUCUGGGUGGUAGAGUCCAAAAGACUAGAGAGGUCUAGAGAGAAGCUUGAGAAAGUUACACUGCUGUUAGCACCGUUUGAGAAGAAAGAUUUUGUAGGUCUAGAUAUGGAGUCACGCAACAAUAAAAAGCGCUGCAUGGGUCGCGUUACAAAAAACCUAGCCGAUCUAACAUUGCAGGCCGGUUUAGUAGCUGAAAGUCUAAGCCUAUACAACUCUGCUGCUGAAAUACUAAAGUCAGUCAAUGAUUGGUUAUGGUUGGCCGCCGCUAAAGAAGGUCUAUGUGCAGCGUCAGCUAUACUUCUCUAUCCAAACCUACGAAGUUCAACUCCCUUACAACGCAACGCGAGCUUACAGGAGAGUUCACCAAGCAAAAACAAACCCCUCUCCUUAUUCAACCCUAACACUGACCCUUUCAGAAAAUUCAAGGUCACAUCCUCCCCUUUACGAUCAUCUAAAAACUCUAGUCCUGUAAACCAACCUAGUGAGCUAACCCCUUCUUCGUCAGAAAGUCUAGAAACUUCUUCGAGGCAAUCGGAAACCGACAACGCAGAUUCCGAAUCAUUAGCAUCAUCAAGCGACAUAGAAUACCAAGGCCCGAAGUCAUACGUAGGUUCCGAUCUACCUUCCAUACCUAGACAACCGCCUUCGCAAAUCAAUACACAAUACUUACUAAAUGGGGAAGAUAUUGCUGAGAAAUACCGUAAAGCAAUAAUACACUAUAGUAAAUACCAGAAUGCAGGUAUUAUUGAGACUGAGGCGUGCUUCAAAGCUGCGAGGAUCGCUGUUGAGCAGAAUAACAGCCUUCACGCGUCGAGUUUCCUGCAGAACGUCAUAUUUAUCAACCUAACGCUUAGUGAACAAGAGAAGAUUCAACGAUUUGACACACUCGCUGAGCUUUAUAAGGAAAUUGGUUUCCUCCGCAAGGCGGCGUUCUGCCAGCGUCUAGCGGCCACGCGGCAGGUGAGCCCCAACAACCCCAACCCGGACUGGCAGCGCUGCUACUACCUCAUGCUGCACAGCUUCCCCGGACACAAACUCAGCCUUGACCCUACCUACGUCAUACAGCAUCAAGUUGGCUGGCCAGCUCUCCAAAUCCAGCUUCUUCAGGAGUUGGUAGUGGCGGCGCGUCGUAUGGGGCACCCGGCGCUGGCCACGAGGCACAUGACUUUUCUGCUGCAGACCAUGUGGCCACGGUUGUCGAGGCAGGAGCACCGCGACCUCGCCAUACAACUGCAGGGUCUAUCAGCGCAAUGCGAGGGCGGGCCGGUGCCCCUGGUGCUGGAGACGGGCGAGGUGAUCCCGCCAGCCAACCUGACGCACGUGCCGCACUGCUCGUGGCUGUCGCCGCGCCCGCUGCCGCCCGCCCGCACCCCGCACCUCAUCAAGUGCAAGGCGCAGAGCGGACCCUUCAUAUUUACACCGAUUCACUUCGGAAGCUUGGAACGCAAGGCGAAAAAGGAUGAAGGGAAAAUGGAAUAUCUAUGGGUAGAAGACGAUAUCUGCGAAGUACAGAUGAAGCUGACAAACCCGCUGCCCUUCGAGUUGAAAGUGUCAAACAUGCGGCUGCUCACAUCGGGUAUAGUGUUCGAGUCUAUCCCGGACACUAUCAUCUUAGCACCAGACUCCCCUACCACUGUCAAUCUGCACGGAACUCCUAAAGAAGUGGGCGAAUUACAGAUUCUCGGCUACUCGACGCACACAUUAGGGGUCAAAUCAAACUGCAGACUCAAGAACAUGCCGACUCCACACAAAUUCCCGGCUUCUUACACCUUAGAAGUGAUUCCCAGCCUUCCUACAAUCACAAUAGAGACCACAGUAGCGCCCUCUGGGAAUUCGAGUCUGCCUAGUAUAGAGAAUGUGGGUAGCACCACGAAUAUAUCGCUGCAUAACGGGGAGAGUACUGAAUGUACUAUGAGGAUCACCAACACAAGUGCUGUGCCUAUUGAGUACCUUGAUUUGGCUAUACAGUCAAACAUGGACAACAACCUGCAAUCCAAAGUAUUCCAAUGGUCCAACGACGACAUACAAUCCCAACUGCCCAUACAACCAAACGACACGGCGACAAUUAUCAUGAAGUUGUAUGGAGAAGCUGAUUUCCUGGACCUCGGCGGAGUGGGGGGAGACAACCUGUUCCCAAACAGCCUAACGUCUAAUUACCCUUCAAGGGUGGGGUCGCCAGUGCCUAAUGCGCAGACGUCGCUGCCGACGCAAAGCUCUAAUCCUCAUACGUCGUUGAGUAGUGGAUUCCCGAAUAGAAACCUUUCUGGGAGCUUUAGAUCAACUAACUCUCACACAACUAAUUGGUCCGCUCCUAUUUCUGUUAUGCCACCGUCCAGAGGCCGACAAGUUGAAGCCCAGAUAAUAAUAAGGUAUUCAGGUGGUGCAGGGAAAGACUUGCACUGUCGGCAGUCUACUCUGCAGAUCAAUCUGGAACUUCUACCGAGUGUCUCCAUCACGCAUUGGGAUGUUCUGCCUGCUGAAAUCCCAUCGCAGCUGUAUCUAGUGCUAGACGUGACCAACCUGACUACUGAGGAGAUGGAGCUGGAAUACGCGAGCGGCAAGCACAUCCUGAUCGAAGGCAAGGAGUCGUGUCGCGUGCCUGUGCCGCUGGAGAGGUGCCCCUUCAACGCGCCGCAGAGGCUUAAACCUGAUGACGCACUAGAAUCCCGUUCAACAAGCACAGGCACGUCAACAAACAGCUUAGAACUCAUGUGCUCCGAACACAUCACGAACAACGUCGACUUGAAGUGGAAUCUUCUACACUCUGACAUAAGCGGUCGCGCCUCUGUCAAAGGAAUCACGCUUAGUCAGGCUAUGAUGGAUAUAGUCAGAAUGUCGCCACUGAAUUGGGAAGUGAGCGUGAAUAAUCAAUGUAUAAAGCCGCAAGAAGAGCUCAGCUGCACGGCAGGCGAGUGGAUAUCCCUCGGUGUCGCCGUGAGCAACCACUUGACCAGACCAUUGCACAAGCUGUGCCUCUCCGUGCAGUUCUAUCAAGAUUACAACAACGGCAUCAUGAGCUACAAGCUGGAGAAUCGCAUCGCAACCGCUGGGAAUAACAAAGUGGUGCUAUCAGCAUUACCAGAGUCAGCAAAGGCGUACCACGAGUGCACAGUAGUAUUCUUAACACCUGGAGAAUACAAGAUCGAUAUCCAAUGUUCCACUACAGAGCCGAUUUUAGAAGACAUCACUAUUAGAGACGACACCCCGUCCAUCAUACAACCCUGCACCAGCGAAGUCAGUCACAUCUGGCGAUUCAUCCCACCUGUUGCUAUUAGUGUGUCGGACUAAAAAUGUAAAUAAUAUCCAUUCUAUUUAUUAUCUAGUUAUGUAUGACGUUAUUUUUGUAUAAAAAUGAAUUAUGUUAUUGCUGCAAUAGGUUAACACAAUAUGUUAACAAAUUUAUUAUGAUUAAAAAUAUAAAAUAUCA
Molecule: messenger RNA, 4355 nt
Organism: Pectinophora gossypiella (pink bollworm)
Lineage: Eukaryota; Metazoa; Arthropoda; Insecta; Lepidoptera; Gelechiidae
Gene: brun
Product: protein brunelleschi
Exons: 18
Coding region: 236-4216 (1326 amino acids)
Cellular component (GO): trans-Golgi network
Source: RefSeq, a predicted model, not a curated record